Molecule: messenger RNA, 2220 nt
Organism: Lacerta agilis (Sand lizard)
Lineage: Eukaryota; Metazoa; Chordata; Lepidosauria; Squamata; Lacertidae
Gene: DNAAF8
Product: chromosome 13 C16orf71 homolog
Exons: 11
Coding region: 78-2189 (703 amino acids)
Cellular component (GO): dynein axonemal particle
Molecular function (GO): dynein complex binding
Source: RefSeq, a predicted model, not a curated record
GUGUUUAUUCUACUCUGUUCUUUCUUUAGCACCAGCAUCUGAAAUUCAGCUGAGUAGGUCAUACAGGAUCACUUCAUAUGGCAUCAGAGGAUCAAAACAAGGAAAAAGAGGGGGGUCCUAACCUUCCGACAGCUCCUUUCCAAUGGGGAGCCAUCCUGUCUGCAGUGAAAGAUCAGAUUCCUUCAAUGGAUUCUGACACAUUAGUGUCUGAUUGCAAUGAAGAUGAUGGGGAGCUUUUCAUCUUCCAGCGUGAUCAACCCAACCUGGUUCCUGACUUCUCAGAGGAACUUGAAGACCUUCCUCCAGAAGAAGCACACUUGCAGAAAACAUUUGAGUUUAUGAGACAUCCAAGAGAGACCUGGAAUGAAGAUGGAGAAGGUUCAGCUUUUCAGAAAGACAAGAGUCCUAGGGGACUUGUGUUACUAGACAAGGGCGGAUUUGAUCUUGUGACGGAAGAAAAGUCAAACCAACAGGCCAUUGCUCCUUCAGUGUCCUCUACAAAUGAGCAUAAACCUGGAGAGGGAAUCUCAGGGGUCCCCAGAGACCAAGAACGAGAUGUCAGGGAAAAUAAGGGGAGACUGAGCUCUUCACCUGAUACAUUACCAUCUGUGGAAGUGUCACCUCUUUUGGUGCUAAACACCAGUGAAAAAGAACGAAGGAAACUAAUAGAAACUAAAAUUCUCUCCAAGGCGACAUUGGGACCCCCUUCUGGAGAACUAGGUCAUCCCCAAACAAAAAACAAUAACAACAAUUUAGAAAUUGCAGAACAGGAGCCAGGAGCUAUUUCAGCUGAACACCCCCGAGAGCUGAUGCUUUUUGCCUUCAAGGACAUUGAGAAGUGGAAUCUAGACAAGGUACUACAGGACCUGGAGAAGCAAAGUGGCGAUAGAAAUUGUACAGUGGAGGCUGCUUUUCCUUCAGUGAACCAUGAAGCUGUCAGGGCUCAGUCACAAACAAGGCUCAUGGGAAAGCUGGAAGAGCUAUGCCUCAAGCAGUCAAGGGCAUUUUUCUCACACCGCAGGAGGUGCCUUGCCAAGUUUCCCAACUUCAAUGAGUGCCAGGGAGAUGGGAGAGAUGUACCCAUCCUGGCAUCACGGACAAACGGCCAAAGCCUUCCUCCAUUUGAACUGCAAUGUUUUCCAGAGCCGCCAACGGUAUAUAUUGAUCUAAGGGACACAACAUCUCAGAAGUCUGAGUCAUUGGCUGAUGAACAGCAAAGCUGGAGCAGCAGCUCCACAGAUGAGGAGGAGGAGGAGGAGGAAAUGGAAGUGACAGACCGAGAGAAAGUGGAAGAGGGGAUGAAAGAGCUUCCCCAGCCAUCACGCAAGGAUUGCACUGCGAAAAGCUUUCUGCUGCAGCAGCUCCGUUACUUUCGCAAGACAUCUCAGUCUUCAUCUGUUGCUCAGGACAAGGAAAAGUGCCAGAAUCUCAAGAGCUCAGAAGAAAAUGACCAGCUGGGAGUCAGGAGAAGACAGAGCCUAAAACUGAGGAGACUGACCUCCACGGGGCCAGAGAAUUCAGAAUCUAGUGCAAGAAGCUUCCCCACUCUGGAUCUUAACAGUGUGGCGAGGAGCUCAAGAGAACUCAAGGAAGAAACCAAGAAAGGGUCAAACAAAGAGACACCUCGAGACUCUGCAGACAAAGACACAGGAUACCCAAGGACAGAAGAAAGCCAAAAAGAAAAGCAGGCAGAAGAGAAGCUCAGGAAACAGAGGCUCAAGGAGCAGCUGGAAAACUUAAAACCUCAGCACUCCACCACUGGAAAGCAGCCCAUGGCAGAACAGACCCCCGUCUUAUUCCAUACGGAGGCCUCCUACCUUGCCCCUGUCAACACACUGCCCACCCCAAAAGGCGCCAAAAGAGAGAUGCUGCUCAUGACCAUUUGGUUAUCUAGCUGUGGACAGGUUGCCCCUUGCUGCCAGCAGACCAGCUUCUUUCCCGGAACCACCUUGGCAGCAGCUAGCAUCUACCCUGCAGUUGUGACCUGGCUCCUGUCUCUGGUACCCUGCCUGGGAGCAAGAGGAGAGAGCAAAGCACCAUUCCAGGUCUUGGGGCUGCAGCAGAUCUGGUAUAACGAUGCCCUGUCACUCCACGCUUGUUUAACACCAGUCAGCGAGUCGGAAGUCCACAGCAGUUGGAAGUGUGAAGUAAGCAGCAGCACUGCAACUGUCUUUCUGUUCCACUGUUGAGUAAGAGCCGCUGUUCUUUGUUCAAUGUCAU